CAGAACAAUGGGGCCUAAAGUUUUUGACCUUUGAAGGUCUGAGAACCGGGAGGAGCUAUUGUCAAUAACUGCCAACAUGAUGGAGAAAAAUAUGCAUGAGGGGAAGGAAGCAUCUUCUUCAUAUGUAUCUUGGUCGCCUGAAGUUCAGAAUGAUUGGAUCAAAGCUCAAGAUUCGUUGAAGAGAAAACUAAUCACAGAAGAUGAUUUCAAAUGGAAACUACCCACAACCCAACAAGCACUUGGCGGAAAAGAAGAUGCAGAAGAGAGUAGUGGAGUAUUGAAGUAUGUGGGUGGGGUUGACUUGAGCUUCUCAAAAGACGACCCAUCCAUUGCAUGUGGCAUACUUGUUGUUUUGGACCUCCAAACUUUGAGAGUUGUCUAUGAAGAUUUCUCCAUUGUCAGGCUCAAUAUCCCAUAUGUCCCUGGUUUCCUUGCAUUUAGAGAGGCUCCAGUUCUUUUAGAGCUUUUGCAGAAAAUGAAGAAAAAUAUUCAUCCUUACUACCCCCAGUUGUUAAUGGUUGAUGGCAAUGGAUUACUUCAUCCUCGAGGAAUUGGAUUGGCCUGUCAUCUUGGUGUUCAAGUGAAUAUUCCCACUAUUGGGGUAGGAAAGAAUUUGCAUCACGUGGAUGGUCUUACCCAAUCUAGGGUAAGAAAGCUCUUUGAAGCCAAAGGGAACUUAAUGAAAGAUAUGAUCACUCUAAUCGGGGAGUCUGGACGAACCUUGGGAGCAGCGAUGCGAUCAACUCAGAGCUCAUUCAAGCCUAUAUUUAUUUCAGUUGGUCAUCGUAUAUCUCUUGCUACAGCCAUCAAAAUUAUGGAAAUAAGUUGCAAAUAUCGUGUUCCAGAGCCCAUCCGACAGGCUGAUAUAAGAUCAAGGGACUACCUUCGAAAGCAUCAAAUAGUAUGAACUGUACCUACCUGGGCUGGGCAAGAACAAAAAGAGGUCAUCGUCCAGGAGCUAGUCAAGGCUGGAAUGGGAUAGCAAGCCCUUUCUUCCCUAGUCAAUGCCAUUAGAACAAGGAAAGAUGAGCCAUGUCCUUUUGUAGUGGAUAAAAAGAGAUACUACUAGAAGAGGAUGAAGGUAAAUGUUCCUGAAUAUAAACCUUAUUUUUUGUUAAUAUUAAGCCUACUUUCCUAUGAAGCA
This is a messenger RNA of Ilex paraguariensis (yerba mate), 1144 nucleotides long. Lineage: Eukaryota; Viridiplantae; Streptophyta; Magnoliopsida; Aquifoliales; Aquifoliaceae. The record is from the annotation of a GenBank genome assembly.